GGGAAGAGAGAGAAAUGUUGCACCCUGGAAUAAGUCGAGGAGAACGAAUAUGCCCAUGUAAGGGCAGCAUGGAUGUUCAAAAGGCCGUGAACAGUGCAGCCUUGGGCUGCAACGGGGGGCUGCCUGCCCUGCCGCCGCGGGGAGGACGGCGCUAGUGGUCUCCUAGCAACGGGCCCCGGGCGGGGCGUGGUUUUCCUCCGGCCACGCCCCCUCUUCCUCCUCGGCCUGCAUCCAUGGGGCCCGAGCCGGGCUCGCGGGCGUCGCUGCAGGAGCUGAAGCCCGGAGGGAGCCCGGAGGCAGGCAGCUGGUAUUCCCUGCUCCUGCCCGGGGAGAGUCCUUGUGCUCGUGUGGGCCAAAACUCUUUGUAUCUGCCACCCACAGCGCCCAGCAGUGGAAAAGGGAAAGUCCUCAUUGUCGGGGGAGCAAACCCAAGCGGAAGUUUCUCAGACUCGUAUGUCAUUGAUCUUGAUGCACACUGCUGGAGAGCGCCUGGCUGGCAGGGGCUGCUGCCGCGGUACGAGCAUGCUGCUUUCAUCCCUGCAAGCCAGCCCACAAGCCUCUGGGUGUUCGGAGGGGCCAGUGAAACUGGGAACAGGAGUUGCAUGCAAGUUUUGGACCUCCAAACUGGAACUUGGAAGAGCCCAAAUGUGAUUGGCACUCCACCAUCCCCUCGCACGUAUCAUACGUCCUCAGCAGCGAUUGGGGACCGAUUAUACAUCUUUGGAGGAGGCGAUAAAGGGGUGGAUCCAGUCAGAGACCAGCAACUUCACGUAUUUGAUUCAGCUACGCUGACAUGGUUGCAACCAGAGGUUCGCGGCAACCCUCCUGCUCCUCGCCACGGUCACGUUGUGGUGGCCAUCAAGAACAGACUGUUCAUACACGGUGGUUUGGCUGGUGAUACCUUUUACGAUGAUCUGUUUUCCUUUGACAUAACCGAAAUGAAAUGGGAGCCGCUGUUGGCCACAGGAUCUGUCCCAGGAGGGCGGGCAGCCCACUCAGCUGCUGCUUUUCAGGGCCAUUUGUACAUCUUUGGCGGAAUGGACCCAACAGGAGAACUGGACACAAUGUACAAAUAUCACAUAGCAAAGGGCUAUUGGACACGAUUGGAGUUCAAGACUCCUGCACCCCCCGCUCGUCUAGAUCAUUCUAUGUGCAUCAUUCGUUGGAAAGCGCCUUCCAGUGAAGACAACAGCAGGAAUGAAGUAGCUGAAGCGUCUGAUGCAGACAAUCUGUCUAAAAGCUGCCCUGAGGAACACCUGUGCUUAAUAUUUGGUGGAAUGGACAUUAAAGGGGAGAUCUACAAGGAUUGUGCUGUCACCCUUCUUGAGUAAAACAUUCUUAACCAA
Molecule: messenger RNA, 1346 nt
Organism: Rhineura floridana
Lineage: Eukaryota; Metazoa; Chordata; Lepidosauria; Squamata; Rhineuridae
Gene: RABEPK
Product: Rab9 effector protein with kelch motifs
Exons: 7
Coding region: 234-1331 (365 amino acids)
Molecular function (GO): protein binding
Source: RefSeq, a predicted model, not a curated record